Molecule: messenger RNA, 2709 nt
Organism: Aspergillus alliaceus
Lineage: Eukaryota; Fungi; Ascomycota; Eurotiomycetes; Eurotiales; Aspergillaceae
Product: mRNA-binding ribosome biosynthesis protein NOP4
Exons: 1
Coding region: 34-2199 (721 amino acids)
Molecular function (GO): RNA binding
Source: RefSeq, a predicted model, not a curated record
AAAAAACCCCAUCCUGCAAUUCAGACUGUAGCGAUGGCUGGAAAUAACGAAACCGACAAUAAACCCCUCCCGGAAGGCAGUGGGAAUCCCGAAGAGGUUGAAGCUGCCAUGGAUGCUGCAAAACAUGAUACGGCUCAGGAAGAAACGGUCUCCAACAAACCUAGGAGAACUCUGUUCGUUCGAUCUCUUCCCGCCUCAGCUACGACUGAGAAGUUGGCGGAACAUUUUUCGCAAUCCUAUGUUCUUAAACACGCGUUGGUCGUGAAUGAUUCCGAGACAAAGCAGUCCAAGGGGUACGGUUUUGUGACGUUCGCUGAUGUUGACGAUGCGAAAGCCGCUCUGGAAGAGUUCAACGGUACCACUUUCGAUGGGAAAAAGAUCAAAGUCGAUUACGCUCAACCCCGUCACCGUACAAUCGAUGAGACUGCGGGAAAGAGCGUACCGUCAUCUACUUCUCUUGAACUUAAAAGACAGAGAGAACAAGAGAGGGUGACCGCUCAGCCACCCAAACUGAUCGUUCGCAACCUGCCUUGGAGCAUCAAGGAACCUGAUGAUCUUGCGGUCCACUUUAGAAGUUUCGGGAAAAUCAAGCAUAUCAAUCUUCCAAAGAAGGGGAAUAAACUCGCAGGAUUCGGUUUUGUGGUUUUGAGAGGGAAGAAAAACGCCGAGAAGGCGCUGGAAACUGUUAAUGGGAAGGAGGUGGAUGGGAGAACCCUAGCUGUCGACUGGGCUGUGGACAAGGAUGUUUGGGAGAAUACACAGCAAGAUAUUCAAGAGCAGAAAGACGAAGAGGAGGAGGAACCAAGUGAUGUUGAAAUGGCAGAGGACCUCGACGCUAGCUCUGAAGAGGAUAGUGAGAAUCUCUCCGAAGACGAGGAGGAUAUGGAUGACAUAGAUCAGAGUGAUGAGAAGGAUGAGGGAGAAAAAGGCGAGGAAAAGGAGGACGAAAGAACUGCGGCCACCGUCUUUAUUCGGAACCUUCCAUUUACAUGUACAGAUGAGGCACUCUAUGAACAUUUUACUCAGUUUGGACCCUUGCGCUAUGCACGCAUUGUUGUCGAUCCGGAAACCGAACGCCCCCGCGGUACAGGAUUUGUUUGUUUCUGGAAAGUUGAGAAUGCAGUGUCGUGUGUGCGCGAUUCUCCAAAACAAGAAGAUACCAUUGCUGCGGAGAAGGAAAAAGCGAAGAAGGGCUCCAUUGCACUCAAACACUCGGUCCUGCAAAACGAGAACGCUGAUCCGACUGGACGUUAUACGCUAGAUAGCCGUGUGCUACAAGUUUCCCGUGCCGUGAGCAAAUCACGAGCUACGCAACUCGCAGAGGAAGGAAUGUCACGACGCCUUGUUCGCGAUACUGAUAAGCGCCGUCUGUAUCUUCUGUCAGAGGGAACUAUCCCAUCGGAUUCCCCCUUGUACAAGAAGCUCUCGCCGUCUGAGAUUAAGAUGAGAGAAGACAGCUUUAAACAACGACAAAGUUUCAUCAAGAAGAACCCGACGCUUCAUCUUAGUCUGACGCGACUGUCCGUUCGGAAUGUCCCCCGUCAUGUUACAUCGAAGGACUUGAAACAGCUCGCUCGGCAAGCCGUUGUCGGUUUUGCGCAGGAUGUUUCUGCUGGGUUGCGCCAACCUCUAUCCAAGGAUGAGUUACAGCGUGCCUCUGAAGAAAUGAAGGAAGCCGAGCAGCUGAGAAAGAGGAAAGGCCUCGGAGUUGUAAGACAAGCUAAGAUUGUUUUUGAAGGACGGGAUGGUAGCAAGGUUGAGGAGGAUAGUGGCGCCGGAAGAAGCCGAGGUUAUGGUUUCGUCGAGUACUUUACCCAUCGACAUGCGUUGAUGGGUCUCAGGUGGCUUAACUGCCACGCUGUUGAAGCCCCCGCGACCGGGUCCGAUGAUGCUAAGGACAAGAAGAAACGGCUCAUCGUUGAAUUCGCUCUUGAAAACGCCAAUGUUAUUAAACGCCGCAAGGAGCAACAAGAAAAGAUGAAUUCCAGGAAAGACGGCCAACACAAGCAGGACUCGGCGAAAAAUGGCGAAUCACAGAAUAAAGGAUCACCAAAUGACAGGAAGCGAAAGCGUUCCGAGAGCAAUAGCGAUAAAGGGCAGGACGGGGCCGAUACGGAAGAACAAAACAAGAUUGCUAAACGCAAUCGCAUCAUCGCGAAGAAGAGAAUGCAGCGGAGGACCCGGAAGGGAAAGGCAUAGUUGGGCGCCUAAAAGUUAUACCUGGCUAAUUUUGUACACAAGCAUUUGUUUGUAAUUAUUUCUGCUCGAGUUAUAGACAUGGACUGCCACCGUAAGUGAAACGAAAAGCAUCUGCGAUGCUCCAAAAAACAUACGAAAUGAAAAUAGCUCAAUUCCAUGGGUAUAGUACCUAUUCCUAAAUAUAAUGAUCGCCCACCUGCGAACUCCCUCCCCGACUUCUAUCUCAGUGGUUUGUAGCGUCUUUCACCUUUCCAACGACAUUAUAGCGCUUGCUGAAGAACGUGAACCAUUCAUCCAGAACCGUCUUCUCCUUAUCUUCGAGAUCAUACCAGUCAGGUCUGCAAUCCUCAGGCUUCAGAGAUGAACAGGCGAGAGCCCGAGAAGGAUCUUUCCCCGCAAAUACUGCAACAAUCAUCAACGUAUAUUCAUAAAAAGGAGGAAACGUAGGACGGAUCUCAACGAUAGAACUGGGGAACGGAUAAGCUACCUCGAUAGGAACCGCCAGGGCCG